ACAGAAAUAAGAAAUUAGAGUUCCAAAUCAGUCUUCCAUUCCAUCACGUUCCCUCCAUCCCCCUUCCUAAUGAUAAAUUCCUAAAUCCACCAACAAAUUCCUGAUCCGUUCGAACUCAUCAUCCUCUUCCUUUGGAUUCCUCCUCCUCCUCCUCCUCUUCCUCUCUCUUUCUUCCGGGAUUUGUAAUUGGUUGAGUUAUAUGCCCCCAAUCAUAUCAUUCUCAUCUCAAUCUUCUUCUUCUUCUGCUGCUGCUGCUGUUGGUACUACUAUUGUUAUUGUCGUGAUGACGUCCUCCGGGCGAUGCCAUGGGCCGCUGCGGCCGGUGACCUAAUCUUGAUCUGAAGCCCCGCCGCUGCCGAUCGCCGCUCGGACAUGGCGACGCCGUCUGAGUCCGAUCGGACGGAGCAGAUCAUCACCCUGUUCCUCCACAAGGCCCAGCAUGCCGUCCUCGCCUCCCGCAUCCCGCACCUCCACCUCUCCGUCCCCCGCCCCGCCUCCGCCCGCGACCGUUGGUUCCACCUCGCCCUCGGUGACCUCCCCGCCCAGAUCGGGCACCAUGGCGCGGUCAUGGACCCCUUGGUGGUCGACAUCCUCCUCACCCCGCGCGGCGAUGCCGAUGACCCCACUGGCUCCCCUGAGGCCGUCGUCGAGCGCUGGACUGCCCAGUGCGUCCCCCCGUCUCCCUGGUCUGCCGCCGCGCCGCACCAUCCCCACGAUGGCAGCUGGCAUCGCAAGACCUACAAGAAGUCCAUAAUUCUGCUCAGAUCCCUCUACGCGCUGCUCCGUCUCCUCCCGGCUCACCGGAUCUUCCGCCUGCUGUGCUCCUCCAGCCAGCCGUAUAACUACGACCUCAGCUACAGGAUAUCCUCCUUCGUGGCGCCUCUCUCCAGGGCGGAAGAGGCGGAACUGAAGCAGUACAGCUUCGCGCCGGUGGAGACCUUGUUCGGCCAGCUCGUCGUGUCGGUGCAGUACCGCCCGAGCCUCGCCAACUUUAAUCUUGAGGUCUCAUCCAUGCCGCCGAUGAUCAUCACGGACUACGUCGGUAGCCCGGCUGCCGAUCCCAUGAGACCCUUCCCUUCUUCUCUACCGGAACGCGUGUCUCGUCCGAUCAUGCAUCAGUAUCCGCCGACGGGCAUCCGGACGUCAGCAGCUCCUUCAUUCGACCGCCCGCAUAGCUGGAAUAGUACACCGCUGGCACACCACCCUCUCAGUUCGGCUUCUGGGCUUCCGGUUUCGGAGAUAGGUUUCUUGCUGCCUGAGAAUUAUGGUCAUCUGGUGCCAAACCAGCGGCCUUUGGGCGAGAGGAAGGGAAGUUCCGGUUAUAACGAGUUGAAGCUCUCACCACCACUUUCGACGUCGGCGUCCCCUUCUCCUCCAACGCGUGGUGGUGAUUCCCCGCAGUCUAGAUUUCAUUUGGAGACGGCACCUGUGAGCAUACCAACGGGGAAGAGUCAGCACCGCAGCCCCAACCUCUCGGACCCAUUCAAGAGCCUUUUGCCUCCUCCAUCUCCGAGAAGCACAAGGGCGGAUCCUUAUUGUCAAGAGUCUCCUUCGAGGAGUAUAUCUCUCAGAAAAUCCGAAGGGUCGAUUCUAGGAGAUGUGUACUCAAACUUUCACAUUUAUGCUGCUCAUAAGGGUCUCAAGGAUGGCCGGGAUGAUUCUGGAAGGUUCUCUGCUUUGUCUUCUGGUGGAUCACCUAGAUAUGGUUUUUCGAGAAGUUCUAGUCGAUUGUCAAUUCAGGACGACCUUGAUGAUGGGGAUUUUUCCUACCCAUUUGCUGUAGAUGAUGUUGACACAUCAGAUUCACAAGCAAGGAGCUUUGAUGGUAAGGAAGCAUCAGAAGAUACUCUGUCUCAUAAAUCACCAGAAUUUGGCUCUUCUCAUAAAUCACGAGAGGCGGAAGUUGGCAUUCUCGUCCACAUGCUCAAAACCGCAGCUCCGCUGCGCCAAGGUCAGGGCUCCUUGCUGUCUUCAGAAUCGAAUGCAGAAGUUAGUAUGAGCAGUUCUGUCAUGUCUAGGAAAACAUGCGACGUGUUAGAGGAGCUCCAAAGCUAUAAAGAGCUGAAGAACUUGUUACUUUCGAAGAGUAAAUCGGGAUCGCUAGAUUCUGUAAAACAAAGAAAAGAGUGAGUGGUGAAACCUUAUCCUGCAUCAGAAUUAAAAGACUAGUGCAGUUCAUACAUAGGAGCAAAAUGGCAGACUCUUUGAUCAUUCCCAAAGGAUUUAGCCGUCUAUCUGACAGUGGAGAUUUGUCGUCUCCCAUUGGAUCUCUCCAAGAAGCUUGCUUCUGCAAAACUGAUCAUCCUCGUGCUCGACUGUGCAUGAUUAACUUUCUCAUCUGUAUAUAGUUCUCACACCAAAAUGAUGUGUUCAUUUGUUUUACUUGAACUUCAAGCUUGGCGCAAAUCAAUUUGUUGUCACAUCAAAAAUUUUUGUUCGCCACUGUAGUAUCAGCCUACUU
Musa acuminata subsp. malaccensis (wild Malaysian banana) is the source of this 2461-nucleotide messenger RNA. Its product is annotated as autophagy-related protein 13a. The record is from RefSeq and is a predicted model, not a curated record. Gene Ontology annotation, biological process: protein localization to phagophore assembly site; mitophagy; autophagosome assembly. Gene Ontology annotation, cellular component: phagophore assembly site; cytosol; Atg1/ULK1 kinase complex. NCBI's taxonomy places the organism in Eukaryota, Viridiplantae, Streptophyta, Magnoliopsida, Zingiberales, Musaceae.